Dentiscutata heterogama is the source of this 567-nucleotide messenger RNA. The record is from the annotation of a GenBank genome assembly. Lineage: Eukaryota; Fungi; Glomeromycota; Glomeromycetes; Diversisporales; Gigasporaceae.
AUGGGAAGAUGGGUUAAAUGGUGGGAAAAUGGGAUAAAAAUAGAAAUGGUGUUAGAGAAUAACCCUAAAAAUCUCGAGGAGAAUUUGAAACAAAGAGGAGUCGGUAAUUCCAAUCCGAUAGGACUAUUUGCAUUCGGAACUACACAACUCAUAUAUUCUUUGUAUCUUAUUCAAAUAGCAAAUAUUACUAAUAAUCAAGUUGGGCUUGGUUCUGCUUUAUUUUAUGGUGGUAUCAUUCAAGUACUUUCUGGAAUAUAUGGAUUAUUUUCUGGCAAAACUCUCAGUGGUUUCUGGAUCUCUUUUGGAUUUAUUUAUCUGCCAAGUUCUGGGAUCAUUGAUUCAUUUAAAGAUGAUCAAGUGAUGCUUAGAAAUGCCAUUGGAAUUUAUCUUACCGUAUGGGCUAUUUUUACAUUUUUAAUGUUAAUUGCCUCCUUAAAGACUACGAUUUUAGAAAUUUCAACAAUAACAUUUGCAUUGACUGUCUUUAUUUUUCUUACUCUCGCUAAUUUUACUGGUUUAAACGUUUUUUCUCGCAUCGCUGGAUACUUUGGAGGUAAGAAUUUUUGA